UCUUUUUUUCUCUCUGUUUCUCUGAGUUUUUUUUCCUGGGGAUUUUGCUUUGAAGAAGAUGGGUGAGAGUAGGCAGACUGGGAAGGUGAAGUGGUUCGAUGACCAGAAGGGUUAUGGCUUCAUAACCCCUGACAACGGCAGCGAUGAUUUGUUCGUUCAUCAGUCCGCCAUCCAAUCCGAGGGUUUCCGUAGCCUCGCUGACGGUGAAGAGGUCGAGUUCGUUAUCGAUUCUUCUGAAGGUCGCACCAAGGCCCUUGAAGUUACUGGCCCCAACGGCAAUCCCGUCCAAGGCACCACGAGAUCCGGACGCGGCGGCGGUGGAAGCGGAGGUGGUUACGGUGGCGGUGGCUAUGGAGGUGGUGGAUCUGGUGGCUAUGGUGGAGGAGGUAGAAGAGGUGGAUAUAGUGGCGGUGGUGGAGGUGGCGGCGGCGGCGGCGCUUGUUAUAAAUGCGGUGAGAUGGGUCAUAUGGCACGUGAUUGUGGACAAGGUGGCGGCGGCGCUGGAGGCAGAUAUGGAGGCGGCGGUGGUUAUGGUGGAGGCGGCGGCGGUUAUGGUGGCGGUGGAGGCGGCGGUGGUGCUUGUUAUAACUGUGGGGGAUCCGGGCAUUUCGCUAGGGAGUGUCCCAACAGCGGGCGUUAGUUUGGAAUGCUGUUAAAUCUGUCUUUCACAUCUCUAUUUGAACGACCUUUUCUCUUUCAAUGCCGUUCCUUUCGUUUUGGUUAUUACUGUCCUAUGUUAUGGUACUUUAUGUUUCUUUUAUUUUGGGUUUAUGAAGAUCGAUUGCUCCUAGUCCUAGUCAGUUUACUUGUUUUUGUUUCUGGGUUUUUGAUGUAAUGGGCACUUUCCUUGUUCUUACAGUGGAGUGGAAUUUAGUAUUGAUGUGCGCAAUGAUGAAAA
Molecule: messenger RNA, 898 nt
Organism: Hibiscus syriacus
Lineage: Eukaryota; Viridiplantae; Streptophyta; Magnoliopsida; Malvales; Malvaceae
Product: cold shock protein 2-like
Exons: 1
Coding region: 59-640 (193 amino acids)
Molecular function (GO): zinc ion binding; nucleic acid binding
Source: RefSeq, a predicted model, not a curated record